CCCGUGCGUGGCCCCGCCCUCCUCGUGCGUGGCCCCGCCCCGCGCGCCAUGCGGACAGGCCCCGGGGGCGCCCGGCGGGCCCGCGGCGGCGGCGCGGGGGGGGGGCGCGGGCGGGCGGCGCCGGUGCCGGUGCCGGUGCCCGGGGCGGGGCCGUGCCCGCCGCCCCCCCGCCGCUGCCCCCGCCCGCUGCCGCUGCUGCUGGCGCUGGCGGCCGCCGCCGCCUUCCUCUACGCGGCCUGGCCGCAGGGCGAGCGCGGCCCCGCCGGGAGCGCGGGGGGGGGCCGCCCGCAGCACCCCGGGGGGGCCGGGGGCCGCCCCGAGGCCGAGCUGCGGCAGCUGGCGGCGGCGCUGGAGCCGCGGCGGCUGCGCGACGCCUUCCUGCGGCCCCUGCUGCGGCCCCGGGUGCCCGGCAGCGCCGGCAGCCGCGCCGCCCGCCAGGUGAGUGCCACCACCGUGGGGGACACCGGGGACGUCCCCGAUGCCGCCGCGGUGACACCGGCGUCGUCGCAGCACCUGGCGGCCCGGCUGGGCGCCCUGGCGGCCGGGUGGCACCUGGAGCUGGACGCCUUCGAGGCGGCAACGCCGCGGGGGCCGGUGGCUUUCGCCUCGCUGGUGGCCACGGCGUCCCCGGGCGCCCGCCGGCGCCUGGCGCUGGCUUGUCACUACGACAGCAAGGCGCUGCCGCCCGACGCCCGCGGCCGCCCCUUCGUGGGUGCCACCGACUCGGCGCUGCCCUGCGCCUUGCUGCUGGAGCUGGCCGCCGCCCUCGACGCCCGCCUCCGCGCCGCCGCCGCCCAGGGCGCCGAGACGACGCUGCAGCUGCUCUUCCUGGACGGCGAGGAGGCCUUCGGCGAGUGGAGCGCCGCCGACUCGCUCUACGGCGCCCGGCACCUGGCCGCCCGCAUGGCCGCCGCGCCCCACCGCCCCGGCGGCACCCAGCUCGGCGCCAUGAGCCUGCUGGUGCUGCUGGACCUGCUGGGCGCCCCCGAGCCCCGCAUCCACAGCCACUUCGCCCGCACCCACGCCUGGUUCCUGCAGCUCGUCGCCAUCGAGAAGCGGCUGCACCACCUGGGGCUGCUGCGCGCCCACCCCCGGGAGCAGAUGUACUUCCAGCCGGGCCCGGCGCCGGGGCCCGUCGAGGACGACCACGUCCCCUUCCUGCAGCGAGGCGUCCCGGUGCUGCACCUCAUCCCCACGCCGUUCCCCCGCGUGUGGCACACGGCCGAGGACACCGAGGCCAACCUGGACCCGGCCACCGUGGAGAACCUGGGCCGCAUCCUCGCCGUCUUCGUCGCCGACUUCCUCCAGCUCUGAGCCCCGGCCGGGCCGGGCCGCGGCGUCACCCGUGGGCCACCGUGUCACGCGUGGGCCACCGUGUCACCCAUGGGCGGUGUCACACGUGGGCUGUGUCACGCGUGUCACUGCGCCGGGAGCUGGCAGUAAAGUCAUCCACGCCCAG
Dromaius novaehollandiae (emu) is the source of this 1459-nucleotide messenger RNA. It is a transcript of the gene QPCTL, whose product is annotated as glutaminyl-peptide cyclotransferase like. Bases 49 to 1314 code for a protein of 421 amino acids. The transcript has 6 exons. Gene Ontology annotation, molecular function: zinc ion binding; glutaminyl-peptide cyclotransferase activity. Lineage: Eukaryota; Metazoa; Chordata; Aves; Casuariiformes; Dromaiidae. The record is from RefSeq and is a predicted model, not a curated record.